UCUCUCCCCGAGCCUGAGACGGGCAAAAAGGCGGAGGAGGAGCGGCGGAGCCUCAGUCACCACACAGGCGUGCAGGCAGCGGUCCCGGCUGGUGCACCGGCGGCAGGACCCGGCAGGAGAAUCGAACCACCCCACACCCCACGGCUGUUUUCUAUUGACCAGCACGUAGAGAGAGGAACAGUAAAGAAAGUGAAAGAGAAGACGAUAAUUGCAUUUUCUGGCUGCUCCGUGGGAACAUGCGAUAUGUAAACCCGUCAUUCACCUGUGAGGAUCAUCAGUAAACAAUUCCACGUCAGUGGGAACAAGAAGCAUGAUGGAAGCGGUUACACAAAGCACAGAUGUCCUUGUAAAACCCUGCGAUGUGACAUCCUGUGACGCCCUCAGCUGCCCCUCCCCUCAGCCAUGCGUGUCUCUCUGCAACCAGAGGGGGGGCGAAGAGUGUCACACUGACAUUAAGAAGCUGGAACUGCAGAAACACUGUAACCAGGUCCAACCAAAGAAAAGAGUAAAGGCCAAAGGAAAGUUGGUGCGUAGCAUGGCUGUCUGCGAGGAAAGCUUCCCACCGGAGGAAACCAAGGUAUCUCCAGACACAAACAUCAUCUCAUCAGGCUGCCAUGACAACAAAAGAACUUCCUGUAAGGAGGAAGAGCAGGAGAUGAGAACAGAUCCAAAGAAAGAUUCUCUGUCCAAAGAGUCCGGCGUGGAGUACACCGACUCCACUGGCAUAGAUCUGCACCAGUUCAUCGUGGACACGCUCAACAGCAACCCCAGAGACCGCAUGAUGCUGCUGAAACUGGAGCAGGACAUGAUCAUCUUCAUCACCAGUGAUAGUCCCUUUAAGAAGUUCCCUCACAUGUCGUCCUAUCACCGCAUGCUGGUCCACCGGGUGGCGGCCUACUUUGGGAUGGAGCACAAUGUAGACCAGACAGGCAAGUCUGUCAUCAUCAACAGGACCAGCAGCACGCGGAUACCAGAGCAGCGUUUCCUGGACAUGGUGAGCAAGGACAAGACUGAAGAGAUCCACCAAUGGAAAAUAAUUCUGAAGAGGGACAACAGUUUGGAUGACCAGAACCGCCUUCACCUUUUACGGGAAAAGCACAGCAAGUCGAUGGAGGAGAGAGAAGAGGAGUACCAAAGAGCACGAGAGCGAAUCUUUAACAAAGAGCCACUCUGCACUCAGGAGAGCACCUUUACAGAAACCAGGGAUGUGGAGGAGUACAAUCCAUAUGCAGAGACCCAGAGGAAAAGGCAGCUCUUCAGGAAAAGCCGGGACAGCUCCGGCUCCAGCUGGACGGGCAGCAGCAGACAGAGCAGCACCGACACCGACUGUUGCUAUGGCAGCGACCCUCGACCCUGGAGCAGCACCGACUCUGAUUCCUCCUAUCAAUGGACAAGUUCCACACCCAAACCACGCCAACCCGCCAGCCACACCUGGGACACGAGAGGCGCCAUCACGUUUUACAGACUUCCAUCCACUUGUCCUCACCCGUCUCCUCCUCCUCCCAUCACGGAGGAGGCGGCUCCGAACCCUGCCUACAUCCUGGAGAACGGGAUCCCUCCAGGGAGCAUCUUACUGAACCCACUUACUGGCCAACCUUACUUCAACCCCGACGGGACCCCUGCUGUGUACAACCCUCCGGACAAUCAACAGCCAAUCAGGAGCCAGACUCAGCUGCAGGGCUCCCCCCCGCAGCUGCCUCAGCAGCAGGUGGUUCAGUACCCGUCUGUCUCUUACACAGCUCCGCAGAUGUUGCCCGUCGCCCCCCCACAGCCAUAUCCAACAAUUGACGAUCUCUCCUCGCAGUUUGCUCACGUGACGGUGAACCCGAUGGGAACGGCCCCCCCCGUAUACCCCCCCAGUCAAGGCUGCAUCGGUGCAGCUCUGCCCCCUCCAAACCCCUCCGCCUGCUGCCAGCCCUCGUCUCAAGUGCCUCUGUAUUACUACGGCCAGUAUCCUACCUCAGCGCAGCAUGGGUGCAGGCCGCUCUCUCCAAGCCAGCACAUCCACAGCCAAGCAGCACAUCAAACAGGUUACCCGCCUGCGGUGAGGGUGCCGCAGUCCUCCAACACCCCGGCCCAGUCUGUGCUGGGGACCUACACGCCGGUCGCCCCCCAUCAGUGUAGCAUGGUUCAGGGAGGCGUUUCGGUGUCCCUUCCCCAAAGUAAAGUUGUGGCCGGAGGGGCCGGGGACGCAGGGUACUGCUGUGUGAUGCCUCAACCCUCCAAUUACGGCAGCUGCCACCCCUCCAGCUGCACCAACCUCAGUGCACCCACCUGGAACGCGCAGUUCUGAUGGAGUGGUGACAUUUCAGUUUCUGUGAACCCACAUACACACCAGUUUUUAACAUAAAACACAUGAUUUCCACACGUCCUUACCCUCAUCACCCUCUUCUUGAUGAUGACCUCUGGGUAAUCUCUCAUUCUCACACACACAUACACACACUUGCAGUUAUAAUUGCUCCAUUGUACCAAAGCUUAGUAGUAUAUAUAUAAAUAUAUAUCAGAGCUGCUGUAAUGAAUGCAUAAUUUAUAUACACAUAUAGUUUUAUAUUAUUAAAUUAUAUAUAUUGUGUUUUAAAAGAAAUGCACUGUGUGAAGAGAAUAAAGUGCCGUGGCUUGACUAAUAAGGUCACAUU
This is a messenger RNA of Cololabis saira (Pacific saury), 2636 nucleotides long. It is a transcript of the gene arpp21, whose product is annotated as cAMP-regulated phosphoprotein, 21. Gene Ontology annotation, molecular function: nucleic acid binding. Bases 311 to 2293 code for a protein of 660 amino acids. Gene Ontology annotation, cellular component: cytoplasm. NCBI's taxonomy places the organism in Eukaryota, Metazoa, Chordata, Actinopteri, Beloniformes, Belonidae. The record is from RefSeq and is a predicted model, not a curated record. The transcript has 20 exons.